UUCUCUCUAACUCGUUAAAAUGUACUUAUUAGAUUAGCCUUUCUUUUUGCUCUUUCUCGAUUUCACAAUGAUGAUUAACGCCAAAGAUAUUCGUGUAAUCAUCGGAGUUAUUGGGAAUGUUUUAUCCACUGUGGUCUCCCUCUCAUAUGUGCCAAGGUUUAUACAAAUAUACAAGAAGAAAUCAGUGGAGGGAUAUAAAGUUAAUCGUCAGUUGCUGAUGCUGGCUAAAUGUAGUUUGUGGGUUUUGUAUGGUAUCCCUUUUGUUCACAAUGACAGUAAUAGUAUUCUCGUCUCCACUAGUAAUGGCGUCGGUUUCGUUAUCGAAGUUAUCUAUGUCGUUGUCUUUUGGAUCAAUUGUAACGACGAAUCACGUAAGGGUCACGAUUUGAUAUCUCUUAUUUUUGUUAUUACAUUCGUGUCAACUGUGUAUUCGAUUACUAUUUUGGCAUUUUGGAGUUCACCUUACAAGCAUAUACUCGUGGGUGUUGUUUGCGACGCUUUCAACAUUUGGCUCUAUCUUCACUUGUCCCUGAACAAAAUGGAGAAGAAUAAGAACUUUACGUACAUGCCAUUUUGGCUGUCGUUAGUUAGUUUCAUUAACGCUGGAAUUUGGAGUGCUUAUGCUUUGAUCUACAAAAUUGAUAUCUACGUCCUUUCUGAGGCAUUCCACAAGCCAUGUUCAUGA
Camelina sativa (false flax) is the source of this 685-nucleotide messenger RNA. The record is from RefSeq and is a predicted model, not a curated record. NCBI's taxonomy places the organism in Eukaryota, Viridiplantae, Streptophyta, Magnoliopsida, Brassicales, Brassicaceae.